Molecule: messenger RNA, 1098 nt
Organism: Naegleria fowleri
Lineage: Eukaryota; Heterolobosea; Eutetramitea; Acrasida; Naegleriidae
Exons: 1
Coding region: 1-1098 (365 amino acids)
Source: RefSeq, a predicted model, not a curated record
AUGAUGCCCAGAAGGCUCUCCACAGGGACAAUGGGGAAACUCUCCCAACUCUCUUUAUUAAAUCGUUAUUGUUGUUCUUCAAGAACCCUCUUAUUUUCAAAUAUUAAUUUUCCGAUUUAUACGAGUAGUACCAACAAUGUUAACAUUUAUACUAUCACAAGGACCAAUUAUUGCACCAACCAUAUCAGUUUCGGAAUUGUUCAAGGUGUAACAGUGGAAAGUAAAUCACCCCUUGCUCGUGAUGAAACCUCGGAAAUUGAAAAAAAUCAUAUUUUACGGCUAUGGGAAUCUGUGAGGAGUAAAACCUCAUCAUGCCUUCCAAAAGGAAGCAGUAAAAUGGCCAAAGAAUUGGACAAGUAUAUUCAUCGAUAUAUUUCACAAAAUGCUCGUAAAGAUCAAACAAAAUCCAACGCUCCAAAUUUUACUUUAUUGAACUCUCUAACAAAAUUAAAUCAAUAUGUUCAAGCCGAAGAGCCAAAGACUCUAGGAAUAUAUUUAGAACUUAUCACUAUUUCAUGUCUCUUUGGAUAUUUACCUCUUUCUCUUCAUCUCCUGAAUACCAUCCACAAUGAUUUUAAAUUGACGUUAGAUUAUUCUACUUACAAGAAUAUUGUGAAUUGUUUUAUUGAGAAUGGAAAAUUUGAUGAAUGUUUUAACUUUAUUGUUGAAUUGGAAGAGAAGAAUAGAGUUAAACCAAAUUAUCAACUUUAUUUACCACUUUAUCUCAAGAUGAAGGAAAUUCUUACUAAUGAUGAGAACAAACCAGAACAUCAACAAUUAUCAGCUUCUAUACUCAAUGAAAUGAUUCCUCGAUUGUCUAAAACUCCGGAACUAGUCCAAGAAAUUGUUUCACGAGAUAUUUACUCUGCUGGACUGCUCGGAGGACGCAACCAGGAUGUGGAAAACAUUGUUCUCACCCCCUCCAGCUAUCCAUUCAAUUAUCCACUAUUUGAAACAGAAGACUACCCUCAAGAAGGUGAGCACUUGAAUGGUGAAGAAUGUGGCGAUGAAUCAUGUGGACAUGAUCAUCAUGACGAAAGAUACUAUUGGAAGCCAAACACCUUCAAGGGAGAGUGGGAACAUUUGAAAAGGAAUUAA